This is a messenger RNA of Daktulosphaira vitifoliae (grape phylloxera), 2149 nucleotides long. RefSeq names its product probable tRNA (guanine(26)-N(2))-dimethyltransferase (gene Trm1). Gene Ontology annotation, biological process: tRNA N2-guanine methylation. Bases 303 to 1850 code for a protein of 515 amino acids. Gene Ontology annotation, cellular component: nucleus. Gene Ontology annotation, molecular function: RNA binding. The record is from RefSeq and is a predicted model, not a curated record. The transcript is spliced from 10 exons. NCBI's taxonomy places the organism in Eukaryota, Metazoa, Arthropoda, Insecta, Hemiptera, Phylloxeridae.
AACUAUAUUUUAUAGUCAGUUUUUAUAUGUCGGUAUAAAAUAUUGAUAAUGUAAUAUUUCGUGUAUUCGGCAUACUUAACUUUUACCCAUUAUUUUUGUUGAGCAGUCUUCUAACUUCUUCUAUUUACGAGUAAGACAAAAUAAAUAAUAAUUUGAGAGAUAGUAUACUAAUGAAAACCUUAUCAGUUAUAACAGUUAAGUGUGGAAAAUAUUUUAAAUUCAAAUUUUUAAGUUCAACUUCUCAAUUUUUUAUUCUAAGACACUCCUUAUAAAUAAUUUAUAACACUUAUGAAUUAAUUGAAAUGGAGAAUUCACUAGACUUUACAGAAAUACUUGAAGGAAAGGCAAAAAUACGUGUUCCUGGAACUAGUAAAGUUUUUUACAAUCCAGUACAAGAGUUUAACAGAGAUUUAAGUAUUGUCGUAUUAUCAGUUUUUUCUGAAAUUCAUUUUAAAGAAAAACAAAAAAACAGAAAAAGACACAGAUCACCAAAUGAAAAUAUUACAUCUGAAACAGAACGUAUAAAAUUAGAAGUUGGGGUGAAAUAUGAAACUGGUAUAGAAGUUUUAGAAGCAAUGGCGGCAACUGGUUUAAGAGCAAUAAGGUAUGCUCUUGAAGUACCUGGAAUAAAGCAAAUAUUUGCUAAUGACAUAUCAAAAACAGCUGUAGAUAUAAUGAAUGAAAAUAUUAAAGAAAAUAAUGUUAAUAACUUAGUGACAUCAACUCAUUAUGAUGCUGGACAUGUAAUGAGGAAAAGGCAGUUUGAACAUGAUUCAAAGUUUAAUGUUGUUGAUUUGGACCCUUAUGGAUGCCCAACUAAUCUUUUGGAUUCAGCAAUUUGUUGUUUAGCCGACAAUGGUUUAUUAUUAGUGACAUGUACUGACAUGGCUGUUUUGGCUGGUAAUACACCAGAAUCAUGUUAUGCUAAAUAUGGUUCUAUAUCAUUGAAAUCCCCUGCCUGUCAUGAAAUGGCUCUUAGAAUUGUAUUACAUACAAUAACAAAUGUUUGUACUCGUUAUGGUCGCUACAUGGAACCAUUAUUAUCUAUAAGUGCUGACUUUUAUAUUAGAGUUUUUGUGGUUGUGAAAACAAGUCCUUUUAUGUGCAAAACAAUGUCUAGCAAAAUUUCAUCAGUGUUUAAGUGUAGAGGUUGUAAUACUACAACUUUAUUUCCAUUAGGUUCAGCUAAAUCUGAUUCUAAAAAUGUUAAGUUUACACUGAAUUCUGGUCCUCCUGUUGAUAAAAAAUGUGAACAUUGCGGAUUCACUCAUAUGAUUGGUGGUCCAAUUUGGACAGGACCUUUAUACAACACUGAAUUCUUGAAUAAAUUAUGUGAUUUCAUUAGAGAUGAAAAUGCUGAAAAAAAAUUUAACACUAUAAAAAGAAUGAGAGGAAUGUUAACUAUGAUGCAAGAAGAAUUACUUGACAUACCAUUAUAUUAUACUGUACCAUCAUUGACUAAUACUGUCCAUUGUGAAGCAAUGCCAUUAAGAUAUUUUUUCUCAGCAUUAGUAAAUGCAGGUUAUCGUGUUUCAUCAUCUCACUGUGCACCUAACAGCAUAAAAACAAAUGCUCCUCAAACUAUUGUUUGGGAUGUCAUAAGAACCUGGGUUUUAACACAUCCAGUUUCUGAAAAAAGACUACAUGAUUCAGUAGCUGCCAGAACAAUUUUAACUAAAAGUCCUACAGUUGAAAUAAUUUUUGAUAAGACAUAUAAUAUUGUACCAAAAUCUUUGCAAGGUUUAGUCAGAUACCAACAAAAUCCUGCACCAUAUUGGGGACCUGGAACAAAAGGAAACUCUAAACAAAAAACUACUGAAGUUAAAAGGGAAACUCAAAUGUCAACAUAACAUUUCAUUUUUGUGUAUGUUAUUAAUGAAUACUAAUUAUUAUAAACAGUGAUCAGAUUAUCAUAAAUUACUUCAUUACUCGUAAAAUAAUUACAAUAUUGAAAAAAAAAAUUUGAUUAGAAAUGCUGAUGAGCAAUGCUGCUGUAGCAUUUGAAAUAUUACACACUAAAUAAAUAAAUUGAUCCUCCAUUAUUGAACAUAUUAUUUAACUUUCCUUUUUUUAUUUAAAUUGUGUUGCCUUUUUUGUAUAAAUAUAUUUUUUUAAUGUUUUUGAAAUAAAAUUAUUGUAUUUUUUGUUA